Solanum stenotomum is the source of this 3052-nucleotide messenger RNA. RefSeq names its product pentatricopeptide repeat-containing protein At2g20540-like. The record is from RefSeq and is a predicted model, not a curated record. Gene Ontology annotation, biological process: RNA modification. The transcript has 2 exons. Lineage: Eukaryota; Viridiplantae; Streptophyta; Magnoliopsida; Solanales; Solanaceae. Gene Ontology annotation, molecular function: RNA binding; protein binding. The coding region runs from base 95 to 1771 and encodes 558 amino acids.
UUUGAAAAAAAAAAGAAAAAAAAUUUAGUGCAGACACUGAAUAUUUAGAGCUGAGACUCCCAAUUGAUUUCCAGUUUCUUUUGUGAAACUUCAAAUGCGCUUUCUUUCAUGGCGUAAAGCCAAACACUUGGCUGUUAUUAAGCCCAAAUGUCGAAUCUGUUGUUCUUCAACAGCCACUUUUCCCGCCGUCUUUCAAGACAAAAUUCACAUUACUCGAAAAGAAUUGUCUAAAUUGCUACACCAGCGCCCACCUAAAUCUCAACUGAAGCAAAUACAUGCCCAAAUACUCACCCAGGAACUCUCAUCAACUGCUUCUUUAAUUAAUUCUCUGAUUCACUGUUAUCUGCAUAUCAAGGAAGUUACCUCAGCAAGAUUUCUGUUUCUUCACUAUCCUCUGCCUUCACCCCCGAUUCUAAUAUGGAAUCUGAUGAUCAGAGUAUACUGCAAACUCCAAAAUUCUUCAGAAAGUUUCUGUCUUUUUCGCCAACUCUUGAAUUUAGACCACCGCAUUCGGGUUUUUCCGGACGAGUACACGUUCACUUUUAUUGUUACGUCAUGUGCCCAUCAAAAAUCAAUUGUACAUGGAAAAAUUGUUCAUGGGUUGGUGGUGAGAAAUGGGCUUGAAUCAAACUUAUAUGUGGGCAAUUCGUUGAUUAAUAUGUAUUCGGUAUUCAAGAUUACAGAUGAUGCAUACAAAGUGUUUGAUAGAAUAACUGAAAGAGAUGUGUUCUCUUGGACUAGUUUGAUAUGUGGGUAUGCAAAUAAUGGUGAGAUGUAUCAAGCUUGUGAAAUCUUUUAUAAGAUGCCAGUGCGAAACGAUGUUUCUUGGUCUGUUAUUAUAUCGGGUUUUGCUGGAAACGGAAGGUAUAUGGAAGUACUUCUGUAUUUGAAUGAAAUGUUAGGCUCUGUUGAGGAUAAGGUAAGGCCUAAUGAAGCUGUUCUUGUUUGUGCUCUGUCUGCUUGUGCUAAUCUUGGGGCCUUAGAACAGGGAAAUUGGAUUCAUGCUUAUAUUAAGAGGAAUGAAAUUCGUGACAGUUCAAAUAUAUGUACUGCUCUUAUUGACAUGUAUGCAAAAUGUGGGAGAAUAGACAUAGCAAGAUUGAUUUUCAAUAGAAUUCCAAGACCUGAUGUACACAACUUCACUAGUAUGAUAUCAGCGUUAUCAUAUCAUGGGCUUGGUGAGCAAGCCUUAACCGUGUUUAACAGGAUGUUGAAUGAAAAUGUUAAUCCAAAUGAAGUAACUAUUAUAGGGGUGCUUAAUGCCUGUAGCCAUUCAGGUCUGGUGGAAGAGGGUUCUUCAAUCUUCUAUAACAUGGAGAACUUAUGGAGACUUAAACCUCAGAUUGAGCACUAUGGCUGUUAUGUUGAUUUACUUGGCCGUGCUGGAUACUUGGAAAAGGCACUUGGAGUUGUAAAGAACAUGCACAUAAAACCUGAUAUAGUCAUAUGGAGGGCUUUGCUCAGUGCCUGUAGAAUCCAUCGUAAUAUUUUCCUUGGUAACAGCAUUAUAGAUUUUAUAAAGCAGCUUAACUCUGAUGGACCCAGUGGAAGUGAGGUACUUCUCUCUAAUAUGUAUGCAUCUCUAGGCAACUGGGAGAAAGUUUCUGAAGUGAGGAAUGCAAUGGGUCAGAGAAAGACUCAAUCAGACAUUGGAUGUAGCUGGAUUGAGGUGAAUGGUGUUGUUCACGAGUUUCGUGUUGCUGAUAAGCUACACCCACAGAUUUUGGAAGUUCUGAUUAAAUUAAAUGAACUUUGGAUAGUGCUCUCCUAGAAGGCAUUAUUGCUAACAGUUAACACCACGCAUAUGUUCGAGAGAAUGAGGAAGCAGCAGCUUUUCUUGGUGAAAAGCUAGAGUUUAGUGUUUGGUUCCAUGAAUCUGUUUCUGAGACUUAAAUUGGCAUAUGAUGAAGUUACGAACUUGUUGCGACUGCCAAUCAUAAUUGAAGGCCAUUUCUGAAAUUUAUGACUGAGAGAUCCAUUUUUUAUAGGCUGCUUCUGAUUUUUAUACUUUUAGAAGAAGAAUUUUUAUGAUGACUACUCAUAGUAGUCAGUUCCGGGAAAGAGCACUCAUACCUGUAAAGAAUGUUUGUAGCAGAGUGUAAUCUUUAAGGCUGUUGUGCUUUUAGGUUUUAACUUUACAGGGCAGAUUAAAAGUCUGAGGUUCCUAUCUUGUUUAUCUCAAGUGUCAGCUUCCUUUCGUUUUUAUCUUUUAAUGAUUUGGAAUCUACUAUACCAGCCAACGGAAGGGUUUGCUUUUGAUAUGAGGUCUCAUGCAUAAGAUACAGCAGAAAGUUAACCUCUCUAGACAUGAUGGAUUUUUCAAUUGUAUGAGUUUCACGGUAUAUUAGAUUGAACGAGGGAUGGAAGGUUGUUUGGUAUUCAAGUUAUCCACAGAACUACACAACAGUGGAAGUAGAGAGGGCUGGAGCUCCUACAAAUCAAUUAUAUUGGGAAGCCUAACGAGUGACAAUGGUUCACAGUCCGACUGCUUUACCCUGAACUUAAUCUCAUAUGUCUUCUGUGUCAUUUUCUGCAUUCCUCUUCAGAUGUGCUUUCGCUUCUUUCCAGGAAUUCAUGCUAGGACCACAGGUACAUUAAUGCCGCUAUCUGAAUUUGAUUUGCCCAAGUUCCUGUGGUCAAGAACCAGUGGCAGAGCUGGCUAAAUUUCUCUCCAAAUGGUACCACUCUAUACCUUUUUACUUUAUCAUAACAGCUGAAAGUAAGGACGUUCAAGAAAAAGCGGAAAAGAGAAGUGUUUGAACCAAUAUUGAAUCAAACCGAUAAUAUUUUUGAACUACCAUUUCACAAGAGCCAAUUUUGAAAAGCUAUCUUUUGUUUUCUCCAACAAGUAGUGUAGGGAAUAGGCUGAUAGCUGGGAAAUGUUAAAGAAAAGAAGGAUCUAAAAUGGCUUUGUGGGGAAACUAGAAGAAAGGCAUUACAUUAUGCACAUGUAGGCUUAUUCCAGUGCAACAAAAGAAGACUGAAAUGAUUGCUUCAAGUCAAAAAUGAACAAAGCAUUAUUACUAGAAUAUAUUUUUAAAAAAUUUGCUCA